Molecule: messenger RNA, 834 nt
Organism: Trifolium pratense (red clover)
Lineage: Eukaryota; Viridiplantae; Streptophyta; Magnoliopsida; Fabales; Fabaceae
Product: casparian strip membrane protein 2-like
Exons: 3
Coding region: 68-658 (196 amino acids)
Source: RefSeq, a predicted model, not a curated record
AUCAUUACUAAAUACUCUAAUUAGAGCAGCAUUAUCUUACCUUAUAAUUUUCAAAUUAAUCCCAAAAAUGUCAACAAUCAUUGAUGUGGCAGAGUCAAGCAAAGCUCAUGCUAUUGAAAAUGAAAAAGCUGCUUUAAUUUCAGCCCCUCAAAGACCAGGAGGAUGGAAAAAGGGUAUAUCCAUAAUGGAUUUCAUUCUAAGGUUAGGUGCCAUAGCAGCUUCUUUUGGUGCAGCUAUCACCAUGGCAACUAGUGAUCAGAUUCUUCCCUUUUUCACUCAGUUCUUUCAAUUUGAAGCUAGUUAUGAUAGCUUUUCAACUUUUCAGUUUUUUGUUAUUGCAAUGGCAUUUGUUGGUGGCUACUUGGUGUUAUCUUUCUCAAUUGUAACCAUCAUUCGCCCUCAUGCAAAUGGACCAAGGCUAUUCCUCAUCAUCCUAGACACAGUGUUCUUUACAUUGGCAACUGCUAGUGGUGCUUCAGCAGCUGCCAUAGUUUACUUGGCACACAAUGGCAAUCAAGACUCAAACUGGCUUGCAAUUUGCAAUCAAUUUGGAGAUUUUUGUGCACAAACAAGUGGAGCAGUUGUGUCAUCUUUUGUGGCAGUUGUUGUCCUUUUAUUGUUAAUUGUUAUGUCCUCUUUGGCUCUUGGAAAACAUUAGAAAAUUAAAGAUUGUUAGAAUCACAUAUGCAGGGGCAUAAGUUACCUGUAUUACUUUUAUGUACGUUUGUUUGGUUUGGUUUUGUUUGAUUUUUUUUUUUUUUAAUUCUCUUUGGGAUUGGAGAUUAAUUCCUUCUUGUGAGGUGAUGAAAUAUAAAUUUGAUAGCUUGCAUUUAA